Molecule: messenger RNA, 2115 nt
Organism: Pyrus x bretschneideri (Chinese white pear)
Lineage: Eukaryota; Viridiplantae; Streptophyta; Magnoliopsida; Rosales; Rosaceae
Exons: 6
Coding region: 1378-1740 (120 amino acids)
Source: RefSeq, a predicted model, not a curated record
ACGGUAAGAAGUCCGUUUUGUCCUUGAUGGUUGCCCAUCUCUCAUUCCUUUUCAGUACAUGCUUUCCAUGCGUCGAUCAUUGUAGUGCAUCGACUGCUUCCACUUUUCUUCUCGACUUUUUCCUUCCGUUGUAGGGCAGGGCUUCCCUGUGAUUCUUUAAAAUCAGAGAGCUCCCCUAUUACCACUGCAGCAGAGGCAUGAGUACCGCACGUAUUUCUACAAGGUCUUCAAACUUUACACAAAGCUAUGGAUCGCAAGACACUCCACCCUCUGUUCUGUUACGCAUCUUCAGCUCUGUCUCUUUCACUCUUGAGGUACUUGCCGUUGUUGCCGAUCUACAGGUAAAGCUUCCAUUUCCAUAUUAAGGUUCCAUUUUUCUUCAUUUCUGGGAUUUGGGUUUUAAUUUCAGUAAUUUAUUUUUAUUAAAUUUGGUUGUGUGGUUAAUAAUUUUUCUUCUUAAUUUUACUAAUAUUUUGAGUUCUUUUUUUUUCCUUUACAAAUUUCAAUUAAAUUGCAUGCAGUUGAAUUAUUUUAAAAUUCCCUGUAUAUUUAUUAUUUGUUUCCAGUAGGUAAUCAGGUAGUAUAUUUUAUGAAAACUCUGAUUAAUUUUUACAUGUUCUUCUUUUCUACGUGAAGUGAAAAAAGAAGAAAAACUCUUAACUUUAAUCAGAUGUCCACUGAAAAGAAAACAAAUCACAUUAUAGACCAGUACCUUUUUGCAGUCUUCUUGACAACAACUUAUCUGGGUAUCUUCCGCCAGAGUUCUCGGGAGUUGCCAAGCUUAUUAAUAUUGUAUGUUUUCUUACUUCGGAACAUAAAUUUGUGCCUUAAUUAUGUUUUCAUCCUUUCCUUUCUUAAAUUUGUGCCUUACAAUCUCUAUUUAUUCAUACAUCAGAUUUAAAACUCCAACUACGGAGGUGUAAAUCCAAAAGAUUUGUGAUUAAUCAUAGCAACAAUAGAGGGAAUCAUAGUUUUUGUUGGGAAACACAUAUUUCCAACCACUGCAGGGAACAUCUCCUGUUUCUAUCUGAUGUUAUAUCACAUUAGGUGAUGGUGCUGGUUGUUUGGAAUGACAAUCGAGAAGUAGCUCUUAAUAUUUAACAUGACGAAUCAUGUCAAGAUUGAAUAUGUUUGUGUUUUUGUUGUUUCUUUCAGGAGUUUGAGGAACUGCAACUAACAAUGGCCUAUUCCUGAUUUCAGUAGGAUUCCAAACCUUGGUUAUGCAUAGGUUCAAGUUUAAUUGUGUAAAAAAUGGAGAGAUUGAUCGCCGUCACUCAUACCUGCGUUUCAGGAAACAAGUUUGUCUCUUGCCAAUUUUGUGUACCCACUUUUUAUUCAUGAUGGUCAAGAUGGGACACCUAUCUGGGCAAUGUUGGGAUGUCCAGGCUUGGGUGGAGACGUGUACUUAUGGAAGUGGUCAAUCAAGCAGAUAAGAUUCGGAAAGAAAACUCCACAUCUGUUGCCAGCAGUGCUCAUGAGGAGAAGUAUAGGAAACCAAAGCCUACAAAUCUGAAGCCUUUUAGGUUUAGAACUGAUGAAAGAGGGAUGUUUAAGGAAGCAACUUUGGAGGAAAAAGCUCAUGCACCAUUGAAGGAGAUCACAUUAGUCAUUACUCCAGGAGCAAAGUCAACAAGCAAACAUCAGAAUGUAAUACAGACAAAACAUUGGAGCAGUUGGUCAUAUUUAGAAGAGCAAACGAGGAUUGAGUUCUUGGUGUUGCAUGAAGUUGAUGCGCAUUAGAUGGACAUCCAUCCCGUCUCCAAUGGAAGAAAUUUGAUGUCACCAUCUUCAGCUUUCCUCAUGCAGGCCAUUACUCUUGGCUAAGUGAAAAGUACUCGGACCUUAUUGAGUAGCUCACUAAUUAUUCAUUUCAAUUAAUUGCUGAUUAGGAUAUUAUGUGUAAAUAGGAUUGUAAAUAUGUUAUACAUAUAAUUUUCAAUCACACAGCAACGCGCGGGCACCAUUGCUAGUAACAGUCUAUAAUCCUAAUAUGACACAACAACGUGUGGUCUAAUAUCUAAGUGAAUAGGGUGUUGGGUUUCUAGCCAUACUUCUUGGGUUGGAAACUCCCCCCUAUCCUUAAUUAUAAUAGUUUUGAACCAACCACUACCGCGC